Molecule: messenger RNA, 854 nt
Organism: Siniperca chuatsi (mandarin fish)
Lineage: Eukaryota; Metazoa; Chordata; Actinopteri; Centrarchiformes; Sinipercidae
Gene: grcc10
Product: gene rich cluster, C10 gene
Exons: 4
Coding region: 109-477 (122 amino acids)
Biological process (GO): post-embryonic development
Source: RefSeq, a predicted model, not a curated record
AGACGUAAGUCAUGUCGUAAAAAAAAAGCAGUCAAUUGUCGUAAAAGGUGUCGUUUUUUGGCAACUUUUCGCAGGUCUGCUACAAGCUAGGUUGUUUUUAUUAGUGACAUGGCCUCAGCUCCGGCACAGCAGCCCACCCUCACUGUUGAGCAGACCAGAGUGGUACUGAGCGAGGUGAUCCAGGCCUUCUCAGUACCAGAAAACGCUGCGAGGAUGGAGGAGGCUCGAGAAAGUGCCUGCAACGACAUGGGCAAGAUGCUGCAGCUUGUGCUCCCUGUGGCCACAAUGAUUCAACAAGAGGUCAUCAAAGCCUACGGCUUCAACAAUGAAGGAGAGGGUGUCCUAAAAUUUGCCAGAUUGGUGAAGAUGUAUGAAACCCAGGACCCUGAAAUUGCAGCCAUGUCAGUUAAGCUGAAGUCUCUCCUCCUGCCACCACUGUCAACACCACCUAUAGGAGGCGCCAUUCCAGCUUCAUAGGAGUUAUUUCGACUGCAAGGUUACUUUCAUCUAAUGCUUUGGAGCAACAUGAACAUACUCUAAUUCCAAGAUCUUGUCUAUCAUCUACUUUUUCUUGUGAAAUAAUACAAAAAAUACAUUCCAACAAAGAUGAAACUCAAAUCUUAUCUACAUUAUGGUUUCAUAUAAAGCAUCCUUGCAAAAACAUGUUAAAUUAUUGCUUUUCAAAUGUUUCAGUAUUUGUUACAUGUUACACUAUGACCAUUUUCUUGUCAUUGAUCCUUAAACAUUUCCUUAAUGCCAUCUUUUUUUUAAUCAUUUUAACUAUACCAUUUUUAUAUGCUGUCGGAUGUAUCAAAUGUCAUUCUUUUGUUAUAUAUUAAAAUGCUUUCUGUGAA